UGGGGACUGGGCCUUUUACUUCGAAAUUCUCGCGCAUGGUACAGUCAACUCUUUUAUAUUGACGGGGCUGGCGUUGCAAAUAUGCCUCCAAAGAAGGAUCAGAAGGGAUCAAAGACCCCAGCAAAAUCCCAAAAGCCAAAACCAUCUGGUGGUGGAAAAGCCAAAAAGAAGAAGUGGUCAAAAGGAAAGGUCCGAGACAAGUUGAACAACUUAGUUCUUUUCGAUAAAGCCACCUACGAGAAAUUGAACAAAGAAGUUCCAAGUUAUAAAUUAAUUACACCGUCCGUUGUUUCUGAAAGGCUGAAGGUCCGUGCCUCGCUUGCCCGUGCUGCUUUGAAAGAUUUACUGGCGAAGGGUCUCAUUAAAGAGGUAGAUCAUCACCAUGCUCAGCAAAUCUACACGAGAGCUACAAAAGAAGGUUAAACUUGUAAUGCUAGUGUAAUAAAAAAUAACAUAAAAUAAUUGGUAUUAUUUCUUUAUUAGUAUCAAAAAGAAAAGAUUUCGUAAACAAU
Molecule: messenger RNA, 512 nt
Organism: Hydractinia symbiolongicarpus
Lineage: Eukaryota; Metazoa; Cnidaria; Hydrozoa; Anthoathecata; Hydractiniidae
Product: 40S ribosomal protein S25-like
Exons: 3
Coding region: 82-423 (113 amino acids)
Cellular component (GO): cytosolic small ribosomal subunit
Molecular function (GO): structural constituent of ribosome
Source: RefSeq, a predicted model, not a curated record